Messenger RNA from Echinostoma caproni, 5880 nucleotides. The record is from the annotation of a GenBank genome assembly. Lineage: Eukaryota; Metazoa; Platyhelminthes; Trematoda; Plagiorchiida; Echinostomatidae.
AUGUCCGGCAAUAGCCGGUUCAUUGAUGUCGUCAACUUGAAGCCCAGACUGAACUCACACAUGGCUUCUCUAAUCAGAAGUGGACUGCUGAUUUGUCUCUUGUCCUAUCUCAUCGUCGUCCACGGGGAAACCGAACUGCUUCGGCACUCACGAUCCGCCUACGAACAACGAACUCCGGAAGAUGCACUCACAUAUUCCAGUCUUAGAUCCUAUGAUAUCCCCGAGCCGUUGGCCAAUGUUACACUGAUUAACGGUGAAGAUCAGGGUAUGACUACAUCGGCUAUCUCUUUAGCUAUUGUGUUCGAUUCGACCGGAUCGAUGGGAAACGAUUUGAAACAGGUGAAAAUUGGUGCUCGGCGUAUCUUACAACGUCAUAUGCAACGAGGAGAAGCCAACUACAUCAAAGAUUUCGUCCUGGUUAAAGUACAUGAUCCCGAUGUUGGCCCAGCUCGAGUGACGACCUCAACCAAGACAUUUUAUCACUAUUUGGAUAGUGUCUACACCCAAGGUGGUGGAGAUUGUCCAGAAAUGACCAUCACCGGGAUUGAACUUGCUCUGGAGGCUUCCCGACCAAACUCCUUGAUCUAUGUAUUCACAGACAGUAGCGCGAAAGAUUACAAUCGAACAUCCAACGUUCUCAAUCUAAUUCAACAGAAGCAAAGCCAGGUCGUGUUUGUUUUGACUGGAUUCUGCAACUCGACAGAUGAACCGGGAUUCGAAGCUUAUCGCCAAAUAGCCACUGUGAGCUCCGGACAACUGUAUAUUAUUGGAAAAGGUCAGGUUAAUGAGUUCAUGCAAGUUGUCGAGGCCGCAGUUGAAGCACGAAAGGUACACGUUUUACAGCAAGACACGUGGGGUGAAUACGCAAAAACGUAUAGCUUCCCAGUUGACGCUCAUCUAACUCAACUCACCAUCCACGUGACGAAUCACAGACGUAGUCAAUCAAUCGACGUACGAAUCCGGAAUCCGGAAGGAAAACUGAUUGGGACGGAAGACGGUUUGAAAAGGCUGAUGAAAGCGGUCAGUUCCGUGUUCGUCGGCUCUAUCGAUCGACCUGCACCGGGGGAGUGGACACUGGAAGUCAGCACGAAAUUGGACGAAGCUGCCGCGGCAACCGAUGUCCCUAAAGAUACAGACGAGUCACUUGAUCAACAAGCGUUUUCCGUACGCAUCUCUGGGAUUAGCGAUGUGGACUUCCUUCAAGGAUUUGCUACCACACCCCAUCCGUUCAACUACGGUGCAUCACGACAACCGAUUGGAGGCGUCAAAAACUACAUCAUGGUGAACAUGACUGGACGUUUUCAGCCCGGACGUAUCGAUCACUUUGAUAUGCGAUCUCCGAACGGGACAUCGCUUUCUCGUCUCCCAGUCAAACAUACUCCGAAUACGCAAAUCUACGUCAGCCAGCAUCCAGUGGAUCCACUUCAUGAUCAUGCCUACCUGCAGGUUUCCGGUCGUGACAGUCAAGGAUUCGCGUUUCAACGCUACUCGAAAGUUGCCUUGUCCGGACGCAAACCUCGCCCGAUAGUGAUCACUUGCCCCGCAAAGGUCGAGCUUCAACGCGGAGCCACAAGUGAUCUGUCAUGUUUUGUCAGUAGCGAGGUCCCGUACACGAUAAAAUGGUACAAGGACGGGAAGUAUUUGGGCGGACGUCCGGACGAGAACAAAGUGUACAACUUCGCUUCGGACGUAAUGUUUACGAUUGCGGAUGCAAAUGAAGACUCCCAUGGAAUAUAUUCAGCUGAGGUUGUGCCAACUGUGGCCGCGAGUGAACUGAAGAUUGAAGGCGAAUACAAAGAUGAAGUUGCUGUGGUGAUUCUGCCACCUCCACCACGAGUCCUUGUGCCGCGUAACACCAGCGUCGAACCUGGUGCCAAUGCUGUACUGACGUGCAACGUAUUCAGUUUGGAUGAAGAUGUUCAGAUACGGUGGUUCCGCGGUUUAGAACCUCGAUUUGAAUUGAAAGAGGGGCGUCGCUAUCGCGUCGAGACACAACAGGCCGCUCCUCCCGGAGGACCUGCACAAGCAUGGACUAGUAAACUGACAAUCACGGCGGCCACCAAGAGCGAUGCAGGUCGUUAUGUUUGUGAGGCAGAGCACAAAGGAGGCGUGAGUGAAGCGGAUGGUUUUCUACACAUUCAUGUACUCCCACAGGUGAGCACAACCACAGAAGAGAUCACUUUCAAAGACGGCGGGAGUUUGGUUGUCACUUGUCUUGCAGAAGGUGUUCCUCAACCGAAAAUCUCAUGGCUCUUCAACAAGGUUCCAAUCACUAUCAGUGGUGUGGAUCAGUCACGAAUCACUGUUCAUGAGGAUGAUCUUGAAUCGCGUUUGAUCAUUCAACCAGCCAACGAGAAAGAUGCUGGACAGUACACUUGUGUGGCAACCAACUCGGCCGGUAAUAGCACGUCAACAAUCACGGCCAGUUUCAUCUCUGUUCCGAAAAUUGACAAACUGGAGAUGUCGAAUUUGAGCCCGGUGGUUGGGAAGGGACAAACGUUCACUUGUCAUGUUUCCGGACAACCUAAACCGCGCGUCAAAUGGGAGUUUAACGGAAGCCCGGUCACAACCGGUACUCAAAUUCGUAUUGAUGAAGAACAAGGAAAACUGGACUUGCUGGUUAUCGAUCAGCGCAUGAAGGGUGAAUGGACGUGUAUCGCGGAAAAUCUGGCUGGUGCCACCCGAGAGUCCAUUCAGUUGGAAGUUGGAUCUCCACCGAAAAUUCGUACCGAUGUGGCUAUUUCAAAGGUGUUAGCCGAAUUCUCCAUGGAUGCAACACUCACGUGUCCGGUCACUGGUCAACCCACCCCGGCAGUCAAAUGGUACCGUGUUACCGCUUCGGGAAAUGUGCCGAUCAAAUACGGUGAUCGAUAUCAAUUACAGAAGGAUAAUUCGUUGUACAUUGAAGAUGUAAAUAUGGAAGAUGGUGGUACAUUCGUGUGCGAGGCAGCCAACAUGUACGGUAAAAUUAGCCACUCAGUCACGGUUGAGAUCGGAGGAACGAAGGCCCCGUCGAUUUCAUUCACCCAGCCAAAGCAAGUGGCUCUACAAGGUUUACAAGAGAAACGUUUGAACUGUAACGUGUUGGACGCCAAACCUGCGGCCACGGUGAUGUGGUUGAAAGACAAUCAACCGAUCGAUUUUGGCGGAUCAUCCAAAUACAGCUUGGAUAAGUACGAUCUUAUCAUCCGCGAUAUUCGGGCAAAAGACGAAGGAAUUUACACAUGCAUUGCUCGAAAUGUGGUUGGCAAAGCAAAGUUCGAUAUUGAGUUGGACGUGCAAGCCAAACCGUCAUUCUUAGAUCCUGACUCAGGAAAACGCAUUGAAGUCACACAGGGAGACAAUCUAGUGCUCGAGUGUCAAGUGGAAGGAGAUCCGAAGCCGACUGUUGAAUGGCGUAAAGACGGUCGUCGCAUUCUUCCUCACGGACCAACUACCGCAGAACGUGGAAUCGGGAACGGGAACGGUGCCACUGGGCCGGCAGUUGUUGUUUCACCAGACGGUUAUACACUGACGGUCUACUCAGUGAACGAUGCCGUGGCGGGCAGUUUCACGUGUUCGGCGAUUAAUAUACACUCGGUUGAAACCAAGGAAUUCCGUGUCACGGUUAAAACUCCUCCGAUCAUUUCAAAGGAUGGUCCGUCGGAAUUUGAACUUGGUCAACAGGAAGUGGGUCUGCUCACCUGCCUCGUAACAGCCAGUCAACCACCAGCUACCGUGCGCUGGUUCAAAAACGGACAACCACUGGUACCAGUCCCUGGCCGGAUUACAUUAUUGGACAAUGGACACACUGUGGAAGUACGCGGUAAAGUGGAAGAUGAUUCCGGUUCGUUUGAAUGUCGCGCGGAGAAUGAGGCCGGAACGGACUCACGGUUCUAUCAGGUCACCAUUCUUGUUCCUCCUACUGUGACAACACGGGACAAAAUCACCCGGCGUCUGGUCGGUGCGGGUCACACAGUAGAAAUUGAAUGCGGUAUGACAGGCUAUCCCGAACCGCGUCUAACCUGGCAAUGGAAUGGUAAACCACUGACCACAACCGGCAUCGGGAAGGACGGUGCCGCAUCGAAUCUCGGUAUUCAGGUAGUACAACACGGUCCGGAACAGAGCAAUUUGAUCAUAAGAGAUAUGAAUUCGGCAUUGCAAGGGAACUUCACCUGCAUCGGUACAAACAAAGGUGGAUCCACGGAAAUCGUAUACGAAGUGAUCGCCUUGGAAAAACCUACAAUCGAAGAUUUCCACGAAAAAGCUGUUGUGUUUGUGAACAACACAAUCACUCUGACAUGUGAAGCCAGUGGAAGUCCACCGCCAAAAAUUACGUGGUUCUUCCAAGGUCAACCGUUGGACCUGAAUAAGACGUAUGGCUAUCGUGACCGACACAUGGCCCAGAAUCUCACCGUGAAGACAAUUGAAAUUGGCGGGAACAUUACAUUCACCUGUGUGAUGAGUUCCAAUCCACCGGCACAGAUCAAAUGGUUGAAAGAUGAAAAAGACAUAUUCAGUAUGAUGCCACAGGGACCGAAAAACCUGAUGCUACUUUCGGCCAGUCCGUAUCAAGGUGGAGAGUAUACCUGUGUAGCAGAGAACGAAGCUGGAUCAGCUAAGGCGACCACAAUACUUACUGUUUUUGAUCGAUUCAGUAUCAGUCCGGACGGAUCGAUGCUCACAUUAUUGGAUGUGAGAGCCGAGGACCAGGGAGAAUUCAAAUGUGUGGCUAUCAAUAUUCCCGGCUCAUGGAAUUAUCGUUACACCUUGGAAGUGACAUCUUCUCCGGGUAUUCUGCGUCACUCAUCGUCUCAGUCACGAAUCGAUGUCAAUCGGGGACAGGAUUUACGUCUGCAGUGUUUGGCCACCGCCAAUCCGGAACCCGUCUACCAAUGGUUAAAAGACGAGACCCCAUUGACCAUGCGUGUGCUAGCUCUCGGAGAUGACGUGGUGGACAGCAAAUCUGUACGCACCAAUACCACAGGUAUUAGUACAAGGUUUUCCAUCCAUGACAACGGGCGAUUGCUGAUUGUUCAGAAUGUACAACCAGAGGAUGCUGGACGAUACACUUGUGUGGCUAGCAAUCCAGUCGGAGAGGAUCGGUUGGAAAUUGCUGUCACUGUGUCCUCUGCGCCAAACUUCCCCGAUGGUGAGGACCACGAAUCCCCAGUCAUGGAACGAGGCAAGGCAAAUUCCCUGUGGUGCAAUGCAACCGGUUAUCCGGAUCCUGAAAUUCGUUGGGAAUAUCUAUACCUGAAUAAUGUUCAAUCGGCCGAUGCUGGAAAUUAUCGCUGUGUUGUGACCAACGAAUACGGCAAAGCCCGGCGCCAAUGGGCAGUGGAGGUGAUGUUACCGUCACACACAAACAUGCCUCGUUUGAGUGCCCUAAUCGCGCUCUGUUCCCUGAUCGUGUUCUGUCACGCCAACAACGAGCCAAAAUCGGAUGUGAAAUGGUUCAAAUGGCACACGGAUGGUCAACACGGUUACGAUAUUGUAUCUAAUUUCAAAAGUCCAUUGUUCGGCCAAAUGAUCGGCGCCCAACGAGAGGACAAAUCAGCCAUGUGGGGUGGAAGACCCGGGGAUAGAUUCGGUGGACCGGGAGUACGAGGAGCGCAUGGAGAACAUCCACCAUCAAUGUUCAACAGAUUUCACCAUCCGGAACCAUUUUUCGACUGGGCACAUAAACAUCCGAACGGGAAAGCUUCCGGGUCUGUACUGAUUGUGGCCACCACGAAAGAGGUGAGCACAGAAAACGGAAAAUCCAAAACAGACGAGUACGGUUCCGUGCGAAAUGAGCAUUUUGGUGACAAGGAUAGCGGCUUCUAUCGAAGCAUGUGGGGUCCAAUGGGAUUUCGACGUUGGAAUGUUGGUCCGUUCCAUAUGAACCACUUUUUCUAA